ACAUUCAACAAGUGUAAUUUGGAUGGAGAAAAUACAACUCUGAGUGUCACGAAUAUUGCAUAAAGUUUCACAACUUCGUUAGAAUUUACCACUUGAGUCUCUUUAAAAGCCGGUUUCCAUUUCGAUUACCUCAAACUGUUAAUAGCAACAUGCUAACGAGGACCGUGCUAAUUCCCACAUUGGGUCGGCGUGCAUCGAAUUGGCUGACGCAACGCUCCUUCAACAGUACGCAAAUCCUAAGGCAGACAAUCAAAAAUCAUGAGCCAAAUAAUCUGGAAAAGCGUUUUCUCGUCUGGAGCGGAAAAUACAAGUCAACAGCUGAUGUGCCCGGCUUCGUAAGUCAGGAGGAGAUGGAGCGUUGCCGUAACAAGAUGCGCAUCCGAUUGGCAAAUGUAAUGAUCGGCUUAACUAUCGUCGGAUGUGGCAUUAUGGUCUACAGUGGCAAGCAGGCGGCCAAGCGAGGCGAAUCUGUCACAAAGCAAAAUCUGGAAUGGCACAACCAGUUCAAAGAGUCCCCCGCCAAAUAAUCCACAACAAUACAAGAAUACACAUAAGCAGCAAUACUGUUAAAAGGAAAAUGUAAAAGCUUUUUGUUAUUUUCUGUACAACUCGGUGGUUGCCUUAUAACAGUGAUAUUUUGAAUUCAUACUCUUAUCCCCCACGGUCUGAUUACCAUUUGCGAACUCUUAAUAGCAGCUGCAAUGCAAUAAAUAUUUACUCAAAUAUUAUUUAUUAAA
Messenger RNA from Drosophila grimshawi, 737 nucleotides. RefSeq names its product UPF0389 protein CG9231. The record is from RefSeq and is a predicted model, not a curated record. NCBI's taxonomy places the organism in Eukaryota, Metazoa, Arthropoda, Insecta, Diptera, Drosophilidae. The transcript has 2 exons. Bases 150 to 527 code for a protein of 125 amino acids.